Heterobilharzia americana is the source of this 5439-nucleotide messenger RNA. The record is from the annotation of a GenBank genome assembly. NCBI's taxonomy places the organism in Eukaryota, Metazoa, Platyhelminthes, Trematoda, Strigeidida, Schistosomatidae.
AUGAAGGUCCUAAAAAAGGCAUCAAUUGUCACGAACGCGAAAGAUACAGCUCACACUAAAAGUGAGAGAAAUAUACUGGAAAUGAUCAAGCAUCCAUUCCUUGUACAGUUACAUUAUGCUUUCCAAUCUCCUGGGAAGUUGUACCUAGUGCUGGAGUUCUUAGCUGGAGGUGAAUUAUUUAUGCAACUUGAAAAGGAGGGUGUGUUUAUGGAGGACCAAGCUAGUUUUUAUUUAGCAGAGAUAACACUUGCAAUUGGUCAUCUUCAUUCGAUGGGCAUUGUUUACCGGGACUUAAAGCCUGAAAACGUGCUCCUGGAUCACCAGGGUCAUGUGAAACUAACAGAUUUCGGUCUAUCUAAAGAGCGGGUUGAUCGCGAUAAUUUAACCCAUACAUUCUGCGGGACCAUUGAGUACAUGGCUCCAGAAAUACUUCUGCGUCAGGGUCAUGGAAGAGCCGUUGAUUGGUGGAGUCUUGGUACGCUUAUGUAUGAUAUGCUAUCUGGGUCUCCUCCCUUCACAGGUGAUGACAGAAGACAAACUAUUGAUCUGAUACUACGUGGUGAUUUUGUCCCUGUACCUUAUUUAAGCCGUGAAGCUGUAUCACUUAUAUCCAAGCUGUUGGUUGUAGACGUUAGCAGACGCCUGGGUUCUGGACCAUCGGAUGCAGAGGCGAUUAAAAUGCAUCCAUUUUUCUAUAACACUGACUGGGAUCGUGUGUUGAAGCGACAAGUUGAACCACCUUUUCGACCAACCUUAACAUCUGAUACAGAUGUUUCUCUCUUUGACCCAAGUUUGCCAAUAUCCGCGAUGGUUUCGGAUGUAUUUGAAGGCUUUACUUAUGUUGAUCCACAAAUCCAUAUUGAUAUGGCCCGUGAUCCGUGGGUAUCUACUUGGCAAAAUAGUUCACGUUCACGUCGGAGGUCCGGAUUGUCAUCUAGCAGCUCUCCAGGCUUUGUUGGGCAUACAAUUAUGGCAAAUACCAACACUCUUAUGCAGGGAACUGACAUUCCACAUAUCGGAACUCCUCAUCCUGAACAGUUGCAGUCCAACUUGCCCACGCAUCUCCCAAAUCCCAUUCACACUUCGGUCCCAACGCAACCGCAACAGCCCUUCGUUUUUGCUGAGGAUUUUGAGGAUAUGGAUGUCGGUAGUACCAACUUGACAUUUAGAAGCAACCCUUUUGACUAUCAGCCAGCAUCUAAUAAUACUGUGAAUAUACCCAGCGAUGCUUCCGCAGGGCUUAUGCAUAGUUUACCUUUUAUAGGAGGUCAUCGGACGGAGAAUAGCCAUAUGAUGGAGACUGGUGUUUGUGAUACCUAUUCAACACGUGCAGGUGAACACAUGAAUGGUCUAGUCUCGAAGCCACUUGACACUCGCAUAGUACACAAAUCAAAUUUAGCUGCUGCUCAGGCAUCGGCACUUGCUGCAGCCGCACUUGCUACUUCAUCUCGUUUGGCAGGUUCUUCUAAUUCUUCUUUGAAAAUGAAGCGAUCAUUUCCCGAAGAUACAAAUUCAGGACAUAAUUUGCUACGUGAAUCUACUUCAGAGUCAGGUUCAACUCCACCUAGCAGUAAACGUUUGAUCUCAGCUGCAUCUGAACCUGUCUCCUUCAUUCGUAUCACGUCAUUGGAGGAGCUUGACAAGCGCUCAUUACAACUUCAGAAUAAGAAACUAUGGGAAGCUUUGAUGGAACGUCGUGCUGCCAUUAGUGAACUGAAAGAACGUAUUGAACAUUUGGAAAACCGUCAGACUAAGGAUGACGCACUACUUUGUGUGGUCAAUCGAUAUUGGAAUCAGUUAGACGAAGAUAGCCUGAUAAUGCUGCAACGUUUCGACUCAGAUGCUGAGGAAGAAAUUACAACGUCUACAGAGUCGUUUCUCAAGCAGUUGGCUUCAUGGGACAAAGAAGAAGUUCCGGAUAAACUGCAAGAACGAGUGCAUUUCUCCAAGCGGAUUAUUGCUCGCCUCUUAGCGACUUAUGAAAAGAUGGUUACUCAUCAAAUUCGAUUGCGUCAACUACUUGGGACUUCUACUGAGGGUGGAUCCACUUCUACAACACCUGAAACUCAUAGCACACAGACACAUUCUGGUUCAUCGGUUCCCUUAAAUGUACACAAUGUUGAACCUUCUGAACCUGACUGCAGUAGUCAUCCAACUUCAUCUCAAGAAUCUGCUUCUGCUUGUAAUAAACUUAAUGUGAAAGAGUUACAAGAGGAAAUAUCCCUUUUGAACAAAGAAAAUUGUCGUCUUCAGACUCUUUGUACUAAUCUACAUUCCAAACACAGACAAAGCAGUCUUCGUCUACGUGAAUUGCAAGAUUUAGCCCAAACUAAUAGUGAUGCUGCAGCAGAAUGGCAAGCAAAGUAUGAAGAUUUGGACUAUAAACUCGCAGAAGCAAUGAAACAGGUAACUCGUUUGGAUCAUCGUUUGUAUGAAGCACAAGAACAAAACAAGAAAAUGGAAGUUGAGUUGGCAACUCUCAAAUGUUCAGAUUCCCCAGGUCGUGAAGAUCAUUCUAAUACCGGUGGAUCAGUUACAAAAAACAAGUAUAAUGAUCUAGCUUGUGAACUGGAGGAGUACCGUGAACUUGCAAAUAACCGUACCAGCGAACUGGAACGUCUUCAGCGUUAUCUAGAAGACAAAGUUGCUGAAUGCGCCUCACUUAGUAUGCAAUUGCGAGAUAUUCCAGAGAGCAUAAUUCUAGAAUCUCCACAGUACGUUUCUUUGAAAACACAAUUCAACAUUCUAUACAAUGAAGCCAUACAGCUAAGAAGCCAGCUAGAAGAAGCCAGAAGUACUAUUCAGAAUAACAGACACAGUCAUUUGAAACAAAUUGAAGAAAUGGAGGCGAAUGAAGCAGCGAUACAAAAUCAAAUGCGUUCUGAAAUGCUUUUAAUAGAAGGACAAUAUUCUCAAUUGAGGCACAAGUAUGAAACCAUGGAACUUGAUUUCAAACAAGCUUUGACUCAUAACGAACAAGCAGGUCCUAUCAGCUGCGAAAUGCGGAGCCUAAUUUCUACACUACAAACACAAAACAAGCAACUAAAAGCUGAGGUUGCUCGAUAUCGUCGCAAAUGUGAGGAAACUAUACAGGAGCGUGAAAUGAUACGCGCUGAUUUAAAAUGCACAGAAGAUGAGUUGGCUCACGUUCGUACUGCACUUUCAGAAGCCACUGCAGCUGUUAUCGCUGCUAGCGAAAAGUCAUACCGGUCGACACCGUCAACUCCUCAAAGUUCAAGUGUACCUCAGGCUUCAAAUCCAUCCAUACCAGAUGUUGCUUCGCCAGCUGGUGAUUCCGAGGUUAAGUCAAAAAUGUCAACGUCAGUGAAGCUAGAAGAAGGUAAUCACCAGAAAUAUGGUUCUCCAAGUUCGUCUGCUGCACGUUCAACAGUGUUUAGUUCAAGCUCCAACACUAAUGUGACACUGAGUGAAAAAAGUUUCAAAACCGAAUGUGUUUCUGAGGCUCGAACAAAUAUCUCAUGUUCAUCACCAUCUAGUGAACUUAUUCGCGAUUUAAAAGAACAAUUGAAGCGUUCACAAGAAUCACAGAAGGAAAUGUCCGUACUUCUCAAUAUGUAUAAAGUAAUUCCUAAGGAUCAAAGAGAUAAAGCGGCUCUUCUUCAGUGUGAAGCGAAACUUCGUGCUGAGCUUUCUGAUGCCAGAAAUGAGAUUGAUAAACUUCACAGUACGAUCCGAGAGUUUCAAGCACAACAGGUAAAGAUACAGCAACAUCGAAAACCAGUACUGUUGUCUCCAAACGAAACUACUCCAAAAAUGUCUCCUGCUGAACGUGGAUUAACUAGUGUUGGAAGUAUCCCUCCAUCUCCUAAGCCAUCCAAAGUUUCUCCAGAUGAGAAAAGUACUAAUAUGUCUAUCGGUUCUUGUGCAAAAUCCAAACUUGCUGCUUCUGAUUGGCAAAUAUCAGAGCUACAAAUGGAACUAUAUCUCGUUCGACGUAAAAGUCAAUCCACUGAAGAACAGUUAAAACUGCAUCAACAGAGGCUUGCGGAUGCAAAGCAACAAGAAGAUGUAGUACUUAAAGAAAUGGAAAUCACUGUUCAGGCUUUUGAAGAUGUACAGGAGCAGAAUGUUCGUCUUGUUAAAACACUAAGAGAAAAAGAUGACGCGCAUUUGAAGUUAAUGGCAGAACGAAUGAAGACUGCUCAGCUUGCUCGUUUACUGAAGGAGGACAAACAACUUUUGGAAGAGCAAAUACGCUUGAUGCAAGCAAAGAUUGAAGCACUAAACAGAGCAGUUCUUAAGCAGGAAGAAAAAGAACGUUUACUGUUAACAAAUUUGGCAACUCUAGAGAAGGAAGCGUCCGCCAGACAAAAGUCUCAAGAAGCUUAUAAGCGUAAGGCUUUGGAAAGUCAGCAGGUUUCUGAAGAUCUAAGGGUCACUGUUCAGAAGUAUCAGAGUCAACUGAAAGAUGCCCAGACCACGGUUCAAGAGAAAGCUUCCGCAUUUGAACGUGUUUCUUUUGGUCAUCAACGUCUACAAGAAGAACUUGUGACUGUGCGCAGGAAAUAUGAACGUUUACGCAAGAUUGAACAGUCUCAUAAUGCUGACGAAUUCUUAUUGGCUGAAAUUCAAGAUUAUAAGGAAUUUUUAAAUCGUAUUUCAUUGACUUACCUUAUGUAUACACUGCAACUUCUAAUACCUUUGGAUCUCAAAAUGAUAUGACUGUUGGAUACCAAUUUUAUCAGUUUGGUUAUUAUUGCAAACUACCGGCUUAUAGUAAAAAUACUACUCAUUGCUUUGUUCAUGAAUAGGCAUCUGAAAAUGUGACAAUGAUGCUGCUGUUGUGUUUUCAUUAUUAGCGUUAUUUCCUUCAUAUCACUUUAUAUCUGUUAUAAUUUUAUCAUUGUUAUGUAGCGUAUAUUUUAUUUAUCCAACAUUGUACUUACUUCUAUUAUUUCAUUUUCGUAACAUUUUUCAUAUCAAGAUGAUUUAUCGCACUAAGCAACGCCUAAUUUUAUUGUUGAUAUUAUAGGAACAGCUAACCUGUCCAACAUGCAAAAUCAAUCGAAAAGAUGCCAUCUUGACGAAAUGUUUUCAUGUGUUCUGUUUGAACUGUUUAAAAGUUCGUUAUGAAACACGUAAUCGUAAAUGUCCCAAAUGCAACGCUACCUUCGGUGCCAAUGACUAUCAUCGUAUAUAUCUGACUUAAUUCACUCACUUCAUCAUUGAGUGUAUAACUUGUUUCAAAAACACUUUAAUUUUGUGAUGUAUUCUCUAAUAUAAUGUAUAUAGUUUAAGAACACAGUGCUUCCAUUCACUCCUGUAUAUACUUUUGUUCUCAAACAAUGAACAGCUUAAAUUUUCUUUUAUUUCUUCCUCUUCUUCAUAUUUGUAUACGUCCUUGUUUAGAUAGGUUGUUUUUAAGCUAGUCAAACAUUUAAAUAGUAGCAUUUAACAAUAUCACUUUUAAAUUGUGCU